Psilocybe cubensis is the source of this 390-nucleotide messenger RNA. RefSeq lists its product as uncharacterized. The record is from RefSeq and is a predicted model, not a curated record. Bases 1 to 390 code for a protein of 129 amino acids. The transcript is spliced from 2 exons. NCBI's taxonomy places the organism in Eukaryota, Fungi, Basidiomycota, Agaricomycetes, Agaricales, Agrocybaceae.
AUGGCAGACCGCACCAGGACAAGGGUUGGAAUCAUGGUAGUAGGACCAGAAAUAGCGGAAAAUCCAGGGUUUCCCGAUAUCUCCAGUUGCACGAACACCACCCACAACGUCUGGGCAAUGAGCGUGGACAUGCCGGACUCCACAAUGAUCGAGAUAAGCGGGCGGAGUUUGUACGAGCCUAUUGUCGGAGGUCCAUCGAGGGACUGGGAGCGGUGGAGAAGAACGAUUUUUAAUACAAGCAGUGAUGUUACAGCGGCGUUGACGCAGAGGGAGAUGGAGAAGGAUGCGAGGGCAAGUUUGAACCACCAUGAAGGGACUCGGGCACCUGUGUCAUUAGGUCCCAAAACGAGGUACUGGAUCGUUGUGGUGAUUGCGAGGACUGAUAAGUAA